Molecule: messenger RNA, 2495 nt
Organism: Onychostruthus taczanowskii (white-rumped snowfinch)
Lineage: Eukaryota; Metazoa; Chordata; Aves; Passeriformes; Passeridae
Gene: ANKRD55
Product: ankyrin repeat domain 55
Exons: 11
Coding region: 193-2160 (655 amino acids)
Molecular function (GO): protein binding
Source: RefSeq, a predicted model, not a curated record
AAGAGAAUAUAAUGUUUCCAUCAGGCUCUUGCCUUGGCAACAACCUGCAGCCGCAAAGCGAGUUUAAGUCUCUGAGAGGAAGAGUGGUGACAGCUAUCGUUUCGCUGUGUACUGUAAUGUGUGAGAUUCUACCCUGAGAACCCUGGAGGUGGCAUUUGUCUGGUCUGGUUGUAAAUAAUGAGAUAGAUCACAAUGGAUUUCAGUUCCUCAUCCGUGUUUGACCAGCACAAAGCUGAUGCAGCAGAAGAGAUGGACUUGGCUGUGGUUUACCAAGCGGCAGCUAACGGCGAUGUGAACACCCUGACUGCAGUGAUCCGAGAGGAUCCUUCCAUCCUGGAGUCUUGUGACAGAGAGGGUUGCACACCUUUGAUGCAUGCUGUGUCAGGACGCCAGGUUGACACAGUGAAGCUUCUGUUGAAGAUGGGAGCUAAUAUUAAUACUCAAGAUGCUUGUGGACGUACCAGUUUAUCUCUGGCAACUUAUUUGGGCUGGCUGGAAGGCUGUGUCAGCCUGCUCAGGAAUGGUGCUAAGCAGAACAUACCUGACAAGAACGGGAGGUUGCCACUACACGCUGCCACCGCAGAGCCUGACGUCAGGCUUCUGAGCUUGCUUCUGCAGCAGUCAAAUCUUAGUGAAAUUAAUCACCAGGACAAUGAGGGAAUGACUUCACUCCACUGGGCUGCGUUUCACAACAGACCUCAGCACACCCAGACUCUGCUGCACAAGGGAGCAGACCCGACUCUGGUGGACAAGGACUUCAAAACAGCUCUGCACUGGGCAGUACAGAGUGGCAACAGGAUUCUGUGUUCCAUCAUUCUGGACCACUGGCAGGGACCAUCAAUAAUAAAUUAUGAUGAUGAGGAUGGCAAAACAUGCAUGCACAUUGCUGCUGCUGCAGGCUACAGUGAUAUCAUCAGUGAGCUGGCUAAAGUCCCGAAGUGCAACCUGCAGGCCCUUGAUGUGGAUGACAGGACUCCUUUGCACUGGGCUGCAGCAGCAGGGAAAGCUGACUGUGUGCAGGCACUGCUGGAACUGGGGAUAGACAGCAGCCCUCGAGACAUCAAUGAAAACACUCCUCUGACAUACGCAAUAUACUGUGGGCACACGGCAUGCAUUAAGCUGCUGACUCAGGAGAGCAGUAGAUCUGAGUUAGUUCAUCAGUUUCACUCCCAGAACAACAGACUUACAAAGAAAGAAGGACGAUUCAGUAUGCUGAACCAGAUCUUCCCUUGCAAAAAGAAGAAAGAUGAUCAGAAAACCAGCCAGAAGGAGAGAAGCAGGGAUCAAUAUCCUGGAGAAGAGACCUCAGAAGUAGAUGAUAUCAUCGCCCGUUUUGAUUGCAUUAUGAAUAAAAAUUGCAAAGACGUUCCAGAUGAGUGUAAGACCACCCCUGACUUUAAAAGAAAGAGCACAGACACUAAGUACCUCACAGCAGAAAAGAAGAAAUCAGUAUGUCAGGGACUUCCACCCAUCACCACCCAGAGCUUCCCCCCAAUUACUGCAGGCAAUUCCUUCCUAACUGCUUCCCAGAGCAAAAUGUCAAGGUUCUCCUCCAGCUCCAGCACCCACCAUUUUCCACACAAAUCUCAAAAGAGUAGGAGUGAGCACAACUUGCUGGACAACACAGACAGCUGCCAGGCUUUGCUGGAUGAUCCCUGGAACACAGAUUCUAACCAAAGGCUCUCUUUCAAAGUCUGUACUAGGACUUCUUCAGACAAACUGAUGAAUGGCUUGAACUCUGAUAGAUCUCACCAUGUGCUUUUGUGCCCUCCCUGCCUUCCCUCACUUCCCAGUUCUCCAUCAGGUAGAAGUUUUCGACAGAUGUCCAUAGACCAACACAAAAUGAAAAAUGUUAUUCCUGUACAGAGCAGCCUAGCUCCAAUACCCAACCAUAGUGCUCACAAAAUUCAGCUGCCAUCUCAGGAUGCUAAGAAGUUUAAGUCCCUACGGACUGGUGCAGCUAUUCUCCCACCAGCUCCAGUCUCCAGAUCUCUGAAAACAGGACAUUCUCAGAGUCAAAUCCUCUAUUCUCUUUUGCCUGGUCUAUCUGGAGAGCAUCUAAAACCAAGCUGCAUCCUGCCUGCUAUCCCAAACCAGAAGAAAUCUAAUCCUGAAGAGGAUCUUGAAAAACCACUCACCAAAUCAGAUGCUGAAAAUUAAUUCAUUACAGUGGCCUAAAUUAGUUGAAAUAUGUCCAAGUGGCUGUUAAAAGACAACUUUACAGCUAAAUCUCAUUAAUGUGCACUAAUGAUACUGUUGUGAUCUGGAGCAUAGCAAAAACCAAGAUAAGACAGCGCAUAACAAAAGCUGCACUGUGUGUGUAUAUAUAUGCAUUUGCAUUAUAGUUUUCAUGUAUGAUGAAACUACUUAAUCAGCAUUUAAUGUGCAGUAAAUUUAUGUUGUGAAUGGAACCCUCAUAACAUGAUUUUGUUACAGCAAUGUGCUGUUAAGAGUUUCAUAGACAAAAGGAACAAAGAGUAAGGUUUUCUGCAUGA